Messenger RNA from Teleopsis dalmanni, 943 nucleotides. Its product is annotated as synaptobrevin homolog YKT6-like. Gene Ontology annotation, cellular component: Golgi apparatus. The coding region runs from base 204 to 803 and encodes 199 amino acids. Gene Ontology annotation, biological process: endoplasmic reticulum to Golgi vesicle-mediated transport. The record is from RefSeq and is a predicted model, not a curated record. Lineage: Eukaryota; Metazoa; Arthropoda; Insecta; Diptera; Diopsidae. Gene Ontology annotation, molecular function: SNAP receptor activity. The transcript has 2 exons.
UGCAUUUGUCAUUAUAGCUAAAAUCAAGUUGUUAGUCAAACAUAUUUUUUGUUAAAGAAAAGUGAAUAGAUUUUUUAAGUUAAAAUAAAAUCUAUAUAUAUAUAUUUCAAUUGUUUUAAAGUGUAUCCAUAGUAAGCAAUUGUGUUUUAUAUCAAGUAUAAACAAUUAAAUAAACCCACCAAAGAAAAAGACUUGGAGCAACAAUGGUGAAACUUUUCUCGUUAAGUGUUUUUUACAAGAGUUCAUCGGAAGCCCGUCUCCUUAAAUCAGCCUUUGAUUUGCAGUCAUUUUCAUUUUUUCAACGUGGUACAGUACAAGAAUUUAUGACGUUUGCAUCAAAAACGAUUGUGGAACGUACACAACCAGCUAUGCGCCAAUCAGUGAAACAAGAAGCCUAUAUGUGUCAUGUUUAUGUACGUUCCGACAAUUUAGCUGGUGUAUUAAUAGCUGAUCAUGAAUAUCCACAACGUGUUGCACACACACUCAUUACUAAAAUAUUAGAUGAAUUUGCUGCAAAAGUGCCAUUAGAAAACUGGGAGACUGCUACAGACUCUACAAUUGAUUUCGGUAUAUUGCCAACAUAUUUGGCUAAAUAUCAGGAUCCGAAAGAAGCAGAUGGAUUAACUAAAAUUCAAAAUGAUUUAGACGAGACUACGAUCAUACUUAAAAACACAAUUCAGGCUGUUUUGGAACGUGGUGAAAAACUAGAUGACAUGGUUGUUAAAUCUGAAAACUUAUCACUACAGAGUAAGGCAUUUUAUAAAACAGCGAAAAAGACAAAUUCAUGUUGCAGUUUUAGUUAAAAUGUUUAUUUAAAUACGUAUUGCGUUUAAGAAAGUAAUUUUUUUUUUUGGAAAUCUAUUACUUAAGUUAGAUAAUUAUAUUCGAUAAAUACUAAUUAAAGUAAUGAAGUACUAUUGCUGUUAAGCAAGGUUAUUUGAAA